CAGGUCGCCAUCAAGACGUGCAAACUCGAAGCUGACAGUGACAACGCUGAGAAGUUGCUCGCUGAAGCUUACAUAAUGGAACAGUUCAGUCACCCUCACAUCACCCAAUUAAUUGGCAUCUGCUCAACCUACCCCGUUCAAAUCGUCAUGGAACUUGCCGAACUUGGCGAGAUGAGGAACUUCCUGCAGCAGAACAGCAGCGGCAUCGACUACCUGAUGCUCCUGCUCUACUGCUACCAGCUCAGCACUGCCAUGUCCUACCUCGAAUCGAAACACUUCGUACACCGGGAUAUUGCGGCCCGUAACGUAUUAGUUUCCUCCGUUGAUUGCGUCAAGUUAGCAGAUUUUGGUCUUUCUAGGAUGCUGAUGGAUGAGAAUUAUUAUACAGCCUCCAGGGUCGGCAAGCUGCCGAUCAAAUGGAUGGCUCCCGAGUCGAUCAACUACAGGAGGUUCACAACUGCCAGUGACGUCUGGAUGUUCGGCGUAUGUUGCUGGGAGAUAAUGUCGUACGGUGUCAAACCGUACGUGGGGGUCAUGAACAGUGACGUCAUCAGGUUGUUGGAGUCGGGUCAGAGGUUAGGUCAGCCCAUGGCCUGCCCCAACAAUUUCUACGGCAUCCUGUGCAGGUGCUGGCAGAUGGAAGCCGAGAUGAGACCCAGUUUUGAUUUGCUACAGCGAUUGAUAAAGUGA
This is a messenger RNA of Helobdella robusta, 690 nucleotides long. RefSeq lists its product as hypothetical. Lineage: Eukaryota; Metazoa; Annelida; Clitellata; Rhynchobdellida; Glossiphoniidae. Gene Ontology annotation, molecular function: ATP binding; transmembrane receptor protein tyrosine kinase activity. The annotation marks the transcript as partial. Gene Ontology annotation, biological process: cell surface receptor protein tyrosine kinase signaling pathway; positive regulation of kinase activity; protein phosphorylation. The record is from RefSeq and is a predicted model, not a curated record. The transcript has 6 exons. Gene Ontology annotation, cellular component: signaling receptor complex; basal plasma membrane.